Molecule: messenger RNA, 858 nt
Organism: Sugiyamaella lignohabitans
Lineage: Eukaryota; Fungi; Ascomycota; Dipodascomycetes; Dipodascales; Trichomonascaceae
Gene: TDA10
Product: Tda10p
Exons: 1
Coding region: 1-858 (285 amino acids)
Cellular component (GO): cytoplasm
Molecular function (GO): ATP binding; kinase activity
Source: RefSeq, a predicted model, not a curated record
AUGGCAAUAAGACCCGCGAGCACCGACCCUAUUGCUAAAUAUAUUCUGGGGCUAUAUCAUAAAGCAUUUAUUGAGCAGGAAAAUGCUCAAGUUAGGAAACUUCCUCUGGUAAUUGGUAUUAGUGGACCACAAGGAUCAGGCAAGUCAACUGUGGUAGCUGCUGUAGCCAAGGUUCUAAGGAGUAAAAACCUAAAUGUAGUGGACUUUUCAUUAGAUGAUGUUUAUUUGACUCAUCAAGACCAGGUCGCCUUAUCCAAUGCUAAUCCUGACAACAAACUAGUCAGUCAUCGUGGACUGCCGGGAACUCACGAUGUCAAACUGUGUUUAAAUGUAUUUGAUGACUUGUUACAACAGAAACCAACCAAUACUCCUAGAUACGACAAAUCGGCAUUCCAGGGCCAAGGAGAUCGAUCUACUAAUACAUUUCCCGUCAAACCAUACUACGACAUAGUUCUCUUCGAGGGAUGGUGUGUUGGAUUCCGCCAAUUACCAGAAUCAGUGGUGGAACAGAUCUGGAAGGCUUCAACGGGCCCACUGUCACACCACAGUUUGGACCAUGUCAAAUUCGUCAACCGAGCAUUAGCACAAUAUGACCAAAUCUGGUCGAAAUUCCAUGCAUUAAUUCAAAUUGAGGCUCUGGAUCUCAACUACAUCUACGAAUGGCGAACCCAGCAAGAGCACGACCUGAUCCAGAAAAAGGGCUCGGGAAUGACCGACGCUCAAGUCAGGCAGUUUGUCGACGGAUACAUGCCCGCGUACGAACUAUACCUUCGUACCCUUCAACAGACCCGGUCCUUGGCUAUCACUCUCAACAGGGACAGAAAAGUCGUAAACCUACAGGAACCGAACAAACUAUAA